AUGGUCGGGCAGGUGGUCGUGGCCAUCGGCCAGGUCUUCAUGCUCUUCCUGCCGCCGCGCCUAGCCUCGGUGUGGUUCGGCCCGGACCAGGUGUCGCUCGCCUGCUCGCUCGGCUUCAUCGGCAUCCUGAUUGGCAAUGCGGCCGGCAUGUGUAUCCCACCGCUGCUGGUGCCGAACAGCAAAGACAUCGCCCAGGUCGGCGCGGACCUGCGGUCCAUGUUCCUGGGGAUGGCGGCGUGCACCACGGCGUCGCUCGUCGUCCAGCUCGCCCGUGAGGACCGCUGCAUGUUCCAGGAGGAGCCCCCGCUGCCCCCGAGCCCGGCCCAGCAGCUGCAGCGCGACCGCGAGGACGAGGGCCAGACCGACGAGUUCUGGACGUCGCUGCGCCGCCUGCUCGCCGACAAGCAGUUCAUGCUGAUGCUCGUCUCCUGGUCGCUCAACGUCGGCGUGUACUGCGCCAUCAACACGUUGCUAAGCCAGCUCAUCCUGCCUCACCAUCCGGUAAAUGUUGCCAUCGCUCCCGCUUAG
Messenger RNA from Frankliniella occidentalis (western flower thrips), 528 nucleotides. RefSeq lists its product as uncharacterized. Gene Ontology annotation, cellular component: membrane. NCBI's taxonomy places the organism in Eukaryota, Metazoa, Arthropoda, Insecta, Thysanoptera, Thripidae. The transcript has 3 exons. Gene Ontology annotation, molecular function: heme transmembrane transporter activity; heme binding. Gene Ontology annotation, biological process: heme export. The record is from RefSeq and is a predicted model, not a curated record. The coding region runs from base 1 to 528 and encodes 175 amino acids.